UAAACGUCGCGCGAAGUGAUUCCACACGUACCGCUACUUUUUUCUUAAAUAUUUCAAAAAUGGAAAGCGAUACUAAUGAAAAUUACGAAAAUUUCUACACAGAAGAAGAUGCUCAAAAGCACGAAAAAUUAGUAGAAAAAGUCCUUAGUUUGAAUAAGACUCAACAUAUUAGAAAACCAUCUCGUACAGAACCCACGUUGCAAAUAUCAGAAUUCAACUUAGUUAAAUGCAGCGCUGGUGAUAAAGGUUCUGUCGAGAUAAACGAUCUCACCAAGUCAUUGCGAAACCGGAAAAGUCGACUCCGAAUAAAAGAAAAUGUUAAAAGGGUCCAUAAGGGUUCACACACCCUUCCCAGGCCCUUGGAAAAGCCCCAGGCAAACAAAAUUCGCAGAACGGUGGCUUAUGAGAAAACACGGUUGGAGUUGGAUAGGUGGGAAGCGACGGUGACUGCAAACCGCGUUUCUACUAAUUUAUCGUUCCCUUUGAAUGAUGACGUCAAGAUGGACCAGAAAGAGUUUGACAAUUUUGCAAGUAUGUGGCGAGUAAAGUCGAAACUGACAGAGGAGUUGGAAAAACAUGAGCCUACAGUUGAAGAGUAUCAUAUUAAUUUAGAACAAGAGAAGUUUCCUUUAACAAUGAAAGAAAUGUUAGCUAGGCGAAAGGAAGCGGCGAAGAUGAGGGCGUAUCAGGGGUAUAAGGAGGCUGAGGCUCGGAGGCAGAAUAAAAUUAAGAGUAAAAAGUAUCACAGGAUACAGAAGCGAGAGAAAAUCAGAAAGAAAUUAAAGGAAUUUGAGCAGCUGCUGAAAACAAAUCCAGAAGAGGCACUCAAAAAAUUAGAGGAAAUUGAGAAAUCGAGAAUCGAGGAAAGGUUUAGUUUAAGACACAAAAGUACAGGGAAGUGGGCAAGAAAUCAACAGAUUAGAGCUAAAUAUGACAAAGAGAGUCGACAAAAUCUGGCCCAACAGUUAACAGUAAGCCGAGAACUGACUCAGAAGUCAAAAACAAAUAGAAGUUCGUCAGAAGAAGAAGAUGAAGACGUUGAAAAGGCCCCUAGAGGGAUUGAUGAAACUAAUCCGUGGCUAAAUGGUGUCAAACCUGGAAAAGAAGUUGCCGAUUUUAUUACCGGAUAUCGAAAAUACUGGCUGGAACAAAAUAAGAUAGCGCAAAAAUCGGAUGCAGAGAGAACUGAAGAUGGGCUAGAAAAUUCCGAAAAUGUAGACUCAAAUUUAGCUAAAUUUGACCAACCAGAAUCCAACAAAAGUGUUUUAUUGAAAAAGAGAAAGCAGAAAGUUGUAACUUCGGAUUUAAGCUUUGAUGUUGAAGAAACUGUUAAGAAAUUAAAAAAAGACAAAAAAGUUCCACUAAAAAAGAAAAAACAAAAAACGAACCAACACCCAACUAAUUUAAUUAUACCCAAUAUUGUUACAACUGAAGAAGUAGAUGACCAACGAGCGGUAAUUUCUGAAGCUUUUGAAGACGACGAUAUUGUUGACGAAUUCAAUAAAGAUAAAAGUAAUGAGGCUGAUAAAGAUAAACCUAAAAAUAUUAAUCUUACAUUGCCUGGGUGGGGUUCAUGGGGAGGAACUGGCAUUAAAGUAAAUAAACGAAAGAAACGACGUUUCACGAUGAAGGCGCCUAAGAAAAUCCCCAGAAAAGACGAUAAUAAAGGAUUUUUGAUCAUAAAUGAAAAUGCACAAAACAAAGUUAAAGAAGACAUGGUUUCAGAGGUUCCUUUUCCUUUCAAAACUGUCAAGGAUUUUGAGGCUAGCAUAAGGGCACCAAUAGGCAAUACUUUCAUGCCAGAAACAGCGUACAAAAAACUAAUAAAACCGGCCCUUACUACGAAAAUGGGAACUAUUAUUGAACCAAUGAGCAAAGAUUUGCUUUUAAAUAAAAACAGUUGAUUUUAAAUGGAAGUUUUUAAUUAAAACAAUGUA
Molecule: messenger RNA, 1937 nt
Organism: Zophobas morio
Lineage: Eukaryota; Metazoa; Arthropoda; Insecta; Coleoptera; Tenebrionidae
Product: U3 small nucleolar RNA-associated protein 14 homolog A-like
Exons: 2
Coding region: 60-1904 (614 amino acids)
Biological process (GO): rRNA processing
Cellular component (GO): small-subunit processome; nucleolus
Source: RefSeq, a predicted model, not a curated record